This is a messenger RNA of Culex pipiens pallens (northern house mosquito), 4013 nucleotides long. RefSeq lists its product as uncharacterized. The transcript is spliced from 6 exons. The coding region runs from base 1 to 3858 and encodes 1285 amino acids. The record is from RefSeq and is a predicted model, not a curated record. NCBI's taxonomy places the organism in Eukaryota, Metazoa, Arthropoda, Insecta, Diptera, Culicidae.
AUGUCUGGAAAUGAUAAGGAAAGUGAGAAGAAACCGGGAUGGUUUUGGAAGAAGAAAAAGAAAACGGAAGAGCGGAUGGAGGAAAGCCGGCGUUAUCCUUUGAUGGACAUGCGCCGAUUUUUGCUUCCGGUUAGGAAUGGUUCAGGUUCAAGCCAGGCAGGCUCCGUUGGCACCAACAGCAACGAUGGCGACGGCAACGUUCUCAACCUGGUAGACAAGCCGCCGGAGUCCAAACCCGUGAACCUAUCCGAAUCCGGCGAGACAUUCGACGGUUUGGACAAGGAGGGAAGGGUCAACGAGGUCGGCAUGAGCGGAAACGAAACGGAUCCACCGCCGACCGUGAAGAUCAACGAGUUUGGUGCCCGAUUUCCGGACGACAACGAUCGUGGCAACCGCAAAGGUCUCAAACACGCGGCCAAGCCGCUCGCAUCGGAUCCCGUGAUGGAUCGUGCUCUGUACACGGAGCAGGCCAUGAAGGCAAUCGACGGUUUGGACAAGGAAGGAAGGGUCAACGAGGUCGGCAUGAGCGGAAACGAAACGGCUCCACCGCCGACCGUGAAGAUCGAUGAGUUUGGUGCCCGAUUUCCGGACGACAACGAUCGUGGCAACCGCAAAGGUCUUGAUCACGCUGCCAAGCCGCUCGCAUCGGAUCCCGUGCUGGAUCGUAGUCAGGACAUGGAGCUGGCCAUCGCGGCAACUGACGUUUCGAACCAGCAAGGGUGGGCCAACGAGGUUGCCAUAACAGGGAAAGUCCAACCUGCUCCAGCUUUGCUCAUGGAGAUCGACGAGUUUGAGGUCCAAUUUCCGGACGACAACGAUCGUGGCGACCGCCAAGGGAGGGUCAACGAGGUCGUCAUGAGCGGAAACGAAACGACUCCACCGCCGACCGUGAAGAUCAACGAGUUUGGUGUCCGAUUUCCGGACGACAACGAUCGUGACAACCGCAAAGGUCUCAAACACGCGGCCAAGCCGCUCGCAUCGGAUCCCGUGAUGGAUCGUGCUCUGUACACGGAGCAGGCCAUGAAGGCAAUCGACGGUUUGGACAAGGAAGGAAGGGUCAACGAGGUCGGCAUGAGCGGAAACGAAACGGAUCCACCGCCGACCGUGAAGAUCAACGAGUUUGGUGUCCGAUUUCCGGACGACAACGAUCGUGACAACCGCAAAGGUCUCGAUCACGCUGCCAAGCCGCUCGCAUCGGAUCCCGUGCUGGAUCGUAGUCAGGACAUGGAGCUGGCCAUCGCGGCAACUGACGUUUCGAACCAGCAAGGGUGGGCCAACGAGGUUGCCAUAACAGGGAAAGUCCAACCUGCUCCAGCUUUGCUCAUGGAGAUCGACGAGUUUGAGGUCCAAUUUCCGGACGACAACGAUCGUGGCGACCGCCAAGGGAGGGUCAACGAGGUCGGCAUGAGCGGAAACGAAACGGCUCCACCGCCGACCGUGAAGAUCGAUGAGUUUGGUGCCCGAUUUCCGGACGACAACGAUCGUGGCAACCGCAAAGGUCUUGAUCACGCUGCCAAGCCGCUCGCAUCGGAUCCCGUGAUGGAUCGUGCUCUGUACACGGAGCAGGCCAUGAAGGCAAUCGACGGUUUGGACAAGGAAGGAAGGGUCAACGAGGUCGGCAUGAGCGAAAACGAACCGGCUUCACCGCCGACCGUGAAGAUCAACGAGUUUGGUGUCCGAUUUCCGGACGACAACGAUCGUGACAACCGCAAAGGUCUCAAACACGCGGCUAAGCCGCUCGCAUCGGAUCCCGUGAUGGAUCGUGCUCUGUACACGGAGCAGGCCAUGAAGGCAAUCGACGGUUUGGACAAGGAAGGAAGGGUCAACGAGGUCGGCAUGAGCGGAAACGAAACGGAUCCACCGCCGACCGUGAAGAUCAACGAGUUUGGUGCCCGAUUUCCGGACGACAACGAUCGUGGCAACCGCAAAGGUCUUGAUCACGCUGCCAAGCCGCUCGCAUCGGAUCCCGUGCUGGAUCGUAGUCAGGACAUGGAGCUGGCCAUCGCGGCAACUGACGUUUCGAACCAGCAAGGGUGGGCCAACGAGGUUGCCAUAACAGGGAAAGUCCAACCUGCUCCAGCUUUGCUCAUGGAGAUCGACGAGUUUGAGGUCCAAUUUCCGGACGACAACGAUCGUGGCGACCGCCAAGGGAGGGUCAACGAGGUCGGCAUGAGCGGAAACGAAACGGCUCCACCGCCGACCGUGAAGAUCGAUGAGUUUGGUGCCCGAUUUCCGGACGACAACGAUCGUGGCAACCGCAAAGGUCUUGAUCACGCUGCCAAGCCGCUCGCAUCGGAUCCCGUGAUGGAUCGUGCUCUGUACACGGAGCAGGCCAUGAAGGCAAUCGACGGUUUGGACAAGGAAGGAAGGGUCAACGAGGUCGGCAUGAACGAAAACGAACCGGCUUCACCGCCGACCGUGAAGAUCAACGAGUUUGGUGUCCGAUUUCCGGACGACAACGAUCGUGACAACCGCAAAGGUCUCAAACACGCGGCUAAGCCGCUCGCAUCGGAUCCCGUGAUGGAUCGUGCUCUGUACACGGAGCAGGCCAUGAAGGCAAUCGACGGUUUGGACAAGGAAGGAAGGGUCAACGAGGUCGGCAUGAGCGGAAACGAAACGGAUCCACCGCCGACCGUGAAGAUCAACGAGUUUGGUGCCCGAUUUCCGGACGACAACGAUCGUGGCAACCGCAAAGGUCUUGAUCACGCUGCCAAGCCGCUCGCAUCGGAUCCCGUGCUGGAUCGUAGUCAGGACAUGGAGCUGGCCAUCGCGGCAACUGACGUUUCGAACCAGCAAGGGUGGGCCAACGAGGUUGCCAUAACAGGGAAAGUCCAACCUGCUCCAGCUUUGCUCAUGGAGAUCGACGAGUUUGAGGUCCAAUUUCCGGACGACAACGAUCGUGGCGACCGCCAAGGGAGGGUCAACGAGGUCGGCAUGAGCGGAAACGAAACGGCUCCACCGCCGACCGUGAAGAUCGAUGAGUUUGGUGCCCGAUUUCCGGACGACAACGAUCGUGGCAACCGCAAAGGUCUUGAACACGCUGCCAAGCCGCUCGCAUCGGAUCCCAUGAUGGAUCGUGCUCUGUACACGGAGCAGGCCAUGAAGGCAAUCGACGGUUUGGACAAGGAAGGAAGGGUCAACGAGGUCGGCAUGAGCGGAAACGAAACGGAUCCACCGCCGACCGUGAAGAUCAACGAGUUUGGUGCCCGAUUUCCGGACGACAACGAUCGUGGCAACCGCAAAGGUCUUGAUCACGCUGCCAAGCCGCUCGCAUCGGAUCCCGUGAUGGAUCGUGCUCUGUACACGGAGCAGGCCAUGAAGGCAAUCGACGGUUUGGACAAGGAAGGAAGGGUCAACGAGGUCGGCAUGAGCGGAAACGAAACGGAUCCACCGCCGACCGUGAAGAUCAACGAGUUUGGUGUCCGAUUUCCGGACGACAACGAUCGUGACAACCGCAAAGGUCUUGAUCACGCUGCCAAGCCGCUCGCAUCGGAUCCCGUGAUGGAUCGUGCUCUGUACACGGAGCAGGCCAUGAAGGCAAUCGACGGUUUGGACAAGGAAGGAAGGGUCAACGAGGUCGGCAUGAGCGGAAACGAAACGGAUCCACCGCCGACCGUGAAGAUCAACGAGUUUGGUGUCCGAUUUCCGGACGACAACGAUCGUGACAACCGCAAAGGUCUCGAUCACGCUGCCAAGCCGCUCGCAUCGGAUCCCGUGCUGGAUCGUAGUCAGGACAUGGAGCUGGCCAUCGCGGCAACUGACGUUUCGAACCAGCAAGGGUGGGCCAACGCGGACGACAUGCAAGGUGAACAUUAUUAUUUUCUAAAACUAUUUCGAACAAUAUUGAUCCCUUAUUGAAGUUAAAGAUUAAAAAUAAUCAGUUGUACGGCCGUUAUAGAUUGAUGUAAGGAUAUCUCUAGAAAGCAAGUUAAACUAAACUAAAAUUAACUUGUUUUUGGUACAGUUUUUAUAACGUUAAAUUGAUUUUUUUUCAAUUUUAGAAGUUUUUUUUA